Sphaeramia orbicularis (orbiculate cardinalfish) is the source of this 6463-nucleotide messenger RNA. RefSeq names its product extended synaptotagmin-1-like. Gene Ontology annotation, molecular function: phosphatidylcholine binding; phosphatidylinositol binding; calcium-dependent phospholipid binding. Gene Ontology annotation, biological process: lipid transport. The coding region runs from base 522 to 5996 and encodes 1824 amino acids. NCBI's taxonomy places the organism in Eukaryota, Metazoa, Chordata, Actinopteri, Kurtiformes, Apogonidae. The transcript has 52 exons. Gene Ontology annotation, cellular component: endoplasmic reticulum membrane. The record is from RefSeq and is a predicted model, not a curated record.
UCAUGCCGGAUUUAGGGGAUCGAGGAAAGUGCGCAGUCUGCUCAUUUAAAGUCAACGGUGCAACAUAGAGCAUUGUCCGACACCAAACACCAAACACUGGUGGAUACGGAUUGGACACGGAGCACAAACAUGCACAUAUUGGCCGUGGAAUAAGUGUGUUUGUUGUUGCCCUGCAGUACCCACUCCAUUUAAUUAAAUGUGAUGACUCCCGCUGCAGCAGGGAAACAGCCAAAGAUGCAUAUUUGGUUCCAGUGGGCGUGUUUUCAUUCAGAUAACGGGACUGGCUGAGGAGGAACACGACGCGCUGGUAGCAACUUCACCAGAGCCUGCGUGGGACCUGGACCAGUAAAUCCACAGAAGUAAAAAAAAAAAAAAAAGACUCGGAUUUUAAUAGAAGAUGGAUUUAGGGCGGACGUGCUGCGAUUAGAACAACCACUGUGGUAUGAGUAACUCUAAAGACUAAUCUGCAACUAUUCUGAUCCGAAGUCAGUGUUAUUCAGUUGAAUCUAAAUAUAUCAAAAAUGCAAAGCGACAAACCGGAGCCGACUGAACCCAAAGCCGCAGAGAAUCCGAGCCCAAGCGACACGGAGAAAAAACCCCAGAGUCAUGCUGAAGCAGAAGCCCCCAAACCCAAAGGGAUCAGCGCCGUCGCAGUUCUCUGGACAUUCGGGAAAUGUCUGAGCGCACUGCUGCCCGUCUACCUGGCAGGGUACUACCGGGUCAGUACCAGUCUGCUGGUGUUCGGGAUGAUGGUCUACACAGGAUGGAAACACGCCCGAGAAGCCAAAGAGGCGCGUCUGAGGUCAGCCAUACAACUGAUGGACGACGAGCAGGGGUUCACAUCCAGCAAAGUGUCCAAAAUCAAGAGAGAGCUUCCAGCAUGGGUAAACUUUCCUGAUGUCGAGAAGGUUGAGUGGCUAAAUAAGGUGCUGCAGCAGGUGUGGCCUUUUGUUGGACAGUACAUUGAGAAGCUUCUUGUUGAAACCAUUGCUCCUUCUAUCCGAUCUUCAAGUACACACCUCCAGACCCUCAGCUUCACAAAGGUGGACAUGGGAAAUAAGGCUAUGAAGGUUGUAGGGAUCAAGGCACACACAGAGAAUGACAAGGGACAAGUCCUGCUAGAUCUGUAUAUCAGUUAUGUUGGCAAUGUAGAGAUUGAUGUUGAGGUGAAGAGAUACUUCUGCAAAGCUGGAGUCAAUGGAAUACAGCUACAUGGGAUGAUGCGGGUGAUUCUAGAGCCUCUGAUUGGAGAUGUUCCUAUUGUGGGUGCAGUCACCAUGUUUUUCAUCCAAAGGCCUAGACUGGACAUUAACUGGACUGGACUGACUAAUUUGUUGGAUGUUCCUGGACUGAAUGUCAUGUCAGACAGCAUGAUUAUGGAUGCCAUUGCCUCCUUCUUGGUGUUGCCCAAUCGCCUGGUUGUCCCCUUGGUUCCAGGCCUGCAUUUGGCCCAGCUGCGCUCUCCUUUGCCCAGGGGCGUGGUACGCAUCCACCUGCUGGAGGCACAGAAACUUGCAGCUAAGGACAGCUACGUAAAGGGGGUUAUGGCUGGUUUGUCAGACCCUUAUGCCAUUUUGAGAGUAGGUCCUCAGACCUUCACCUCUCAACAUGUUGACAACACAGACUCUCCCAAAUGGGGAGAAAUGUAUGAGGUCAUAGUCCAUGAGGUUCCUGGUCAGGAGUUGGAUGUGGAGGUAUAUGACAAAGACCCAGAUCAAGAUGAUUUCCUGGGCAGGACCAAAUUGGACUUGGGCAUUGUAAAGAAAUCCAUAGUUGUCGAUGAUUGGUUCACACUCAAAGACACUCCAUCCGGACGAGUUCAUUUCAGGCUGGAGUGGUUAUCCUUACUGCCUUCCACCGAACGCCUGGAGCAGGUCAUAGAAAGGAACCAGAGUGUGACUUGUAAGACUGCAGAUCCCCCCUCCUCAGCCAUCUUGGUUGUAUAUCUGGACAAGGCUGAAGCACUUCCUAUGAAGAAAGGAAAAAAAGAGCCCAAUCCCAUGGUGCAGUUGUCUGUGCAGGAUAUAACCAGAGAGAGCAAGACCUGUUACACAACUGUUAAUCCAGAGUGGGAAGAAGCUUUUACCUUUUUUAUCAAUGAUCCUCGCAAACAGGACAUAGACAUUCAGGUGAAGGAUGCUGACCGUGUGCAGACACUGGGCAGUCUGACCAUCCCCCUGUCCCGUCUGCUGUCCAGUUCUAAUCUCUGUCUGGACCAGUGGUUCCAGUUGGACAAUUCUGGAUCUGCUAGUCGUAUCUAUAUCAAUACAGUUCUCAGGGUCCUGUGGUUAGAUGAGGAACGUAUUUCAUCUGACCUGUCAUCUAAUCUGGGGGCGGAAUCAUCCAAACAGCUGCCCCAGCAGACCUCUCCUCAUCCAAGCUUUGCCACUGAGGGACUACUCAGAAUUCACCUGUUGGAAGGACAGAACCUUGUUCCUAAAGAUAACCUGAUGGGGGGCAUGGUUAAAGGCAAAAGUGACCCCUAUGUCAAAAUCAACAUUGGAGGUGAAACAUUCACCAGUCAGGUUAUCAAGACUAACCUUAACCCUACAUGGAAUGAGAUGUAUGAGGUGAUUCUAACCCAGCUGCCUGGUCAGGAGCUGCAAGUGGAAGUGUUUGAUAAAGACAUGGACAUGAAGGAUGAUUUCAUGGGCAGGCUGAAGAUCAAUCUAAAGGACAUCAUCGAUUCUCAGUACACUGAUCAGUGGUAUACUCUGAAUGAUGUGAAGUCUGGUCGAGUUCAUCUGGUACUGGACUGGGUUCCAACAGCUUCAGAGUCAGACAGAUUGGACUCUGUUCUUCAGUUCCUCUCCAGACAGUCAUAUCAGAACAAAGUAGUUCCCUCAACAGGCCUACUCUUUGUCUAUAUUGAACAAGCAAAUGGCUUACCAUUAAAGAAGAGUGGAAAAGAGCCAAAAGUGGGUGCAGAAAUUACACUUGGAAAAAUGUCCCGCAAAACAACAGUGUGUGAUCGUACUACAUCUCCUCACUGGAAUGAGGCAUUCUGCUUCAUGGUUCAUGACCCCAGAGAAGAAAUUCUUGUGGUUAAGCUCUCCCAUAGCUGGACCUUGCCUAUUGGUUCUCUGGUGGUUCCAGUCAGAGAGCUGCUCUCAGAACCAGAGCUGGUCCUGGAUCAGUGGUUCCACCUGGACGGAGCUUCACCUGAGAGUCAGGUUCUUCUGAGAGCUGAACUCAAGAUGCUGAUUCCCAGUAAAUGUCCCGGGGCCACAGAGACAGUAAAGAUCACACCAGUCCCUGAUCCCUCACCUGCUCAACCAAAACAUGAGUCGGACCCAGUGCUGAAGUCUAGUUCAGUGGACGCUCCUCCUGUUGAGACCAUUGUGUCUUCAGCAACUUUGCAAGAAAAUGCUGUUGAUGUACCAGAAAUAACAGCUGAUGUGACUGAAGAGGAGGAACAGCCACCGAGCCCUGCUGUUGUACAACCUCCUCAUACAUCUCCAGACCUCAGCUUUGCUAGUGAGGGGCUGCUCAGAAUAGUCCUGUUGGAGGCUCAGAGUCUGGUUGCCAAAGAUAACAUGAUGGGUGGAAUGGUUAAGGGUAAGAGUGACCCUUAUGCCAAGAUCAGUGUUGGUGAUUCUGUAUUUAAGAGUAACGUGAUCAAGGAGAAUCUCAACCCAGUCUGGAAUGAAAUGUAUGAGGUGGUGCUAAGGCCACAGUCAGGACAGGAAGUACAUGUAGAGUUGUACGACAAGGACAUGGACAAAGACGACUUCCUGGGCAGAUCUAAGAUCAGUGUGUCAGACAUUAUCAGUUCCCAGUACACAGACGAGUGGUACACCCUGAGUGAUGUGAAGUCUGGUCGUAUCCGCCUCAUACUGGAGUGGGUUCCAGCGGUUUCCCAUAAUGAUACCCUGGAUCAAGUAAUGCAGCUGCAGUCUCUCCAGUCUUUCCAGAAUAAGGCUGUUCCCUCUGCUGCACUGCUCUUUGUUUAUGUUGACAGAGCACACUCAUUGCCUUUUAAGAAAAGUGGAAAGGAGCCCAAAGCUGGGGCUGAGCUUGUGUUUGGGAACACAACCUACAGAACCAAGGUGUGCGAUCGCUCCAGAUCACCAGAGUGGAACGAAGCAUUCUACUUCCUGGUUCAGGACCCAGCAAAAGAGAUGCUGAUAGUAAAACUGUCCAGUGCGUGGGACCAACCAAUGGGUUCUGUUGUUGUUCCUGUGAGAGAGCUGCUAUCUGAACCACAGCUGGUCCUGGACCGAUGGCUGAAUCUGGACGGAGGAUUACCCGAGAGUGAGAUUUUACUACGAGCUGAACUCAAGAUCUUGAACUCCAGGAUGUCUGAAGUUCCACAGCUGUCUGUAUUUGCUUCAAAGAAAGAAGAGAUGGUACUUCCUACUGAAGAGACAUUCAAAGCAGUGAGUGAAGAGGAAAAGCAUACAGAGCUGCCAGCUGAUGAGCCUGUUGAGGACUCUAUCCAAUCCAAACAGCCAGACGCAGCAGAGACAGAGGCUGCUCCUGCUGAACCAGUUGCCAGUCACACUGUGCCCAGUGACUUUCCUGCUGCAACACUGGCGGAUGAACUAGCAGACCCAGAGGAGCUUCUCGCACAGUCAAAUGUAGCCAUUACAGAGGACUUUAAACCACAGCAAACAGAAGGUACUGGUGUAGACAGACUUGUGCAGGGCACAGUGACUGGUCUUCCUGCUGAAACUCCGGAGCCUGAACCUCCUGUUGUUCUGCCUUCAUGCUCCACUCCCAGCCAGGACUUUGGUACAGAGGGCCUGCUGAGGAUUCAUUUGUUGGAGGCUCAGAGUCUGGUUGCCAAGGACAACCUGAUGGGGGGCAUGGUGAAGGGCAAGAGUGACCCCUAUGUGAAAAUUCACAUAGGAGGACAAACAUUCAAGAGUCACGUGAUUGAAAAAAAUCUCAACCCGACAUGGAAUGAAAUGUAUGAGGUGGUUUUAAAUGCAGGAGAUCAGGAGAUCAAGUUUGAGGCAUAUGAUAAGGAUUUUGAUUCGGAUGACUUCCUGGGCAGAUUCAGUAUCAAUCUAAAAGAGAUCAUCAGAUCCCAGUACACAGAUCAGUGGUACACUCUCAAAGAUGUGAAGUCUGGUCGUGUUCACUUGAUACUAGAAUGGGUUCCAACAGUGUCAAAUUCAGCCCAGCUUGAACAGGUCCUGCAGCUUCAGUCUCUGCAGUCAUAUCAGAACAAAGCUGUCCCCUCUGCUGCUCUGCUCUUUGUCCAUAUAGAGAGAGCACAUUCAUUACCUUUAAAGAAGAGUGGAAAGGAACCCAAAGCAGGGGCUGAGCUGGUCCUGGGUGAAACCACCUACAGAACCCAAAUGUGUGACCGCAGUACCAGUCCUGAAUGGAAUGAGUCUUUCUACUUCCUGGUCCGUGACCCCAAACAUCAGAUGCUUGUAGUGAAGUUGUCCAGUGGCUGGGAUCAGCCAAUGGGCUCCCUAGUGGUUCCUGUUAGGACAUUGCUGUCAGAGCCACAGCUGGUCCUGGAUCAGUGGCUGCAUCUGGACGGAGCUUUACCCGAGAGUCAAAUUCUCCUGAGGGCUGAACUCAAGAUACUGGAUUCCAAGAUGGUGGAUAUGAUCAGUGCAGGGACACUGCCCUGUACUGCCUCUGGUGGUGGAUCUGGAAAUGGGCAGGUGAAGUUGUCCAUUAGUUAUUCAUCGGAGAAGCUCAUCGUCAUUGUCCAUGCCUGCAGGGAUUUGUUGUCUCAGAGUAAGGAUGGUGUAGACAGUUAUGUGUCCCUCAUGCUGCUGCCAGACAAAAGCAAAUCCACCAAGAGGAAGACUGCUGUGAAGAAGAAAGUUCUCAACCCAGAAUACAAUGAGAGGUUUGAAUAUGACGUGCCUGUGGAGGAGACGAGACUCAGACGCCUCAGUGUAUCGGUGAAGAAUAACUCUGCUUCAUUCAGAAGUCCUGACGUCAUCGGACAGGUACAAAUUGACUUGGCUGACAUUGACCUGAGUUCUGGUGUCACAGAUUGGUUUACUCUGAAAGAUGAAGAUGAAUAAUCGUACUGACGUCGUACUAUAAUGGUGAUAGUAUCAUCAUGUAACUGGGCACUGUGCUACUGCUGCAACUCACACCGAUGCCUUUCCUUCACACCUUCUGCACUAUCGCAGCCUUUCAUGCAUCCACCAAGUUCUAUGUGUAUCUACGUUACGUACAAUUGAGCUGCACUAUAUAUUUACAUCAAUACUCUCACCAAAGAAAAGUAAAAUGAGGUAGCUGUAGUUGUAAGCCAGUAAUGAUUGAAGGUUACUUUGCCAUAUGAAGUUAUAAUAGUUUCACAAUUAUAUGAAACAAGUGAAAGAUAUAUUGUCUAUGUUGCUUUCUUUUUCUGUGACUAAGAUUUAAGUACAGUGUCAUAUUUUGAUGUAUUGCUCAUAGAUUCUAUUGCCAUUUCAGUAUUUCAGAUCUAUCAAACUGAGUUUUUUAUAUUUCACUUACAUCUGUGUUUAACAGGCUUCUGACUUUU